This is a messenger RNA of Mangifera indica (mango), 1744 nucleotides long. Its product is annotated as probable peptide/nitrate transporter At3g43790. Gene Ontology annotation, biological process: transmembrane transport. The coding region runs from base 104 to 1546 and encodes 480 amino acids. The transcript has 17 exons. Gene Ontology annotation, molecular function: transmembrane transporter activity. The record is from RefSeq and is a predicted model, not a curated record. NCBI's taxonomy places the organism in Eukaryota, Viridiplantae, Streptophyta, Magnoliopsida, Sapindales, Anacardiaceae.
AAUUUGCCAUGCCCAAAAAGUUUAAAAUGCAGUUGUCUCAACUUGUCUUCUUCUUCAUUGCUGAGUGUGGAAACUGGUCUUCUUUCUCAGAAAAGGGUCAUCCAUGGCUGACAACACAAGCGCACUUGUAGAGAAAAAUUACAGUGACAACUGUCCAGGUUGUCGAAUGAAUCGUCUUAAAGAGCAACAGAGAGGUGUCCCUUACAAGAACUUAUCCUAUAUUUGGCUUGUCUCUCUAUGCACUGCCUUGCCGAUAUCAUCGCUCUUUCCAUUUCUCUACUUCAUGAUCAGGGACUUCAAUGUCGCAGAAAAAGAGGAAGAUAUUGGUUUCUAUGCUGGGUUUGUGGGAUCUUCUUUCAUGGUUGGACGUGCUUUGACAUCUGUCUUCUGGGGUGUAGUGGCAGAUCGUUAUGGUCGAAAACCUAUUAUUUUAAUAGGGACAUUUUCAGUGGUUGUGUUUAAUGGUCUCUUUGGCCUCAGUACAAACUUUUGGAUGGCACUUUCAAUGAGAUUUCUUCUAGGAUGUUUCAAUAGUUUACUUGGCACAAUUAGGGCUUAUGCUUCUGAAGUUUGUAGAGAGGAGUAUCAUGCUUUGGCACUGUCUGUUGUUAGUACAUCACGAGGUAUAGGAUUGAUUUUAGGCCCUGCCAUUGGUGGUUUCCUUGCACAGCCUGCAAAGCUUUAUCCCUCUGUAUUUUCAGAAGACUCUAUCUUUGGGAGGUAUCCCUACUUUUUACCAUGCCUAACCAUAUCAGUUUACGCUGUGGGAGUUCUUAUUGCUUGUUGGUGGCUUCCUGAGACACUGCACAAGCAUAGUACAAAGCUAGAUGAAAGUUGUGAUCCAUCUGAUGUGUUGGGAGUUUCUUCAAUUGAAUCUGUUGGCUCAGAAGAUGUUGUAGAAGCUGAAGAUAGAAAAAAAACUCAUAAAGCAAAUCUUUUAAAGAAUUGGCCUUUAAUGUCCACUAUCAUCGUAUAUUGCAUAUUUUCACUUCAAGAGAUUGCAUACACAGAAAUUUUCUCUCUUUGGGCAGUCAGUGGCAAACAAUAUGGAGGUUUAAGCUUUUCAUCUCAAGAAGUUGGUGAAGUUUUAUCUAUAUCAGGACUUUGUCUUCUACUAUUUCAACUUUUAUUAUAUCCACCAGUUCAGAAAAUCCUUGGGCCUCUUACGGUUACACGGUUUUCAGCGGCAAUAUCAAUACCACUGUUGGCAUGUUACCCUUAUAUAGCUAUGCUCUCAGGGGUAGCCCUAUAUUUGGCAAUAAAUUGUGCAUCGAUAUUAAGGAAUAGUCUAUCGGUGUCUCUUGUGACUGGAUUAUUCAUAUUGCAGAAUAAUGCUGUGCCUCAGAGUCAAAGAGGGGCUGCUAAUGGCAUUUCCAUGACUGCAAUGUCAGUUUUCAAAGCAUUUGGCCCAGCCGGAGGUGGUAUUCUGUUUUCUUGGGCACAGAAGCGACAAGAUGCCGCCUUCCUUCCAGGCGAUCAGAUGGUUUUCUUCGUAUUAAACGCGAUACAAUUUCUGGGAUUGAUUCUACUUUUCGUCCCUUUUUAGCAUUACCCCAAGAGUGAACCGCAGGUAACAGUCUGUAGCAUUUAAUAUCCUUAUAAUCAGUUCUUGAAUAAUACUUGUAAUUAUAAUAAUAAUAAUAAUAAUAAAAAAAAAGUGAGAUUUCUUUUAGUAAGUGGGGCUUUAUAACCUACUGUUGGGAGCCGGGUAUUCAGUUAUAAAUCAUUUUCCAUUGUUCUAUCA